Messenger RNA from Anopheles merus, 2487 nucleotides. RefSeq lists its product as uncharacterized. The transcript has 2 exons. NCBI's taxonomy places the organism in Eukaryota, Metazoa, Arthropoda, Insecta, Diptera, Culicidae. The coding region runs from base 99 to 2393 and encodes 764 amino acids. The record is from RefSeq and is a predicted model, not a curated record.
CGAUGUGCCUGCGCCUGUGACCAAGUGUGCGUGCGCUAGUGUGUGUGUGUGUGUCUGUGUGUGUUUAUGUGCGUGUAAACGUUGCCCGCGGACGGGAAAUGGACCACAUCGCCGAGGUGGCGGCCGGGAUCGCGUACAUCCCGGCCGGGAUCAUCUACGGCUAUCUGCUGCUGCUGCCGACCGCCACCGACAAGCUGACCGCCUGCCUGUACGAGGAAACGUACUACUGGCCGCACAUCAUCGCGAUCGUCGCGAUGCUGAUCACGGUCGUGCUGACCAACGGGCUCAAGCUCAACUAUCGCAAGACGCAGUUCAUCCAUCUGUACCUGCAGCUCGCCGCCACCGCGUUUGCCCUCACCGCCGGGCUCGUCUUCCUGCUGGUCGAGGAUGUCGUGCCGGCGAUCUAUCUCGGCGCCAUCGCGCUCGGCCUGAUGCUCGUGCCGGGGCUGAGCUACCUGCACAUCCGGGCCCGGGCCCGCCACCGCGCCCUGCUCAUGUGCCUGUGCACGGUCUGGUUGCUGGCGGGCGUCGCCACGACCGCCACGAUCGCGGAGCUGGCCUCGGUCGGUGCGGCCGGCGAGGAGCGGCUGCACCAGAACGUGGCGAUCGCGCUACUGGCCGCCAGCACGCUGCAGCUCGUGCUGAUCGGGCUGGUCGAGCUGCUGCAGCGCGAGUCGAUCGUCGACUACCGGCGCCCGCUCGACUACGACACGGCGAUGGCCCACGACAGCGGCCGGCUGCUCAACCCGGACCGGCGCUCGUUCGCCCCGUACGCCCAGUUCGGGCGGGCGGCGCCGGCCCUCGGCAAGGGCAUGGCCGCCGCCGGCACCGGCUGGUCGACCGAGCGCAUCGUCGGCGGGGGGCAGCAGGCCGGCGAGCCGGGCUGCCGCUACCGGACGCUCUGGACGGUGUACGCGGUCGGCACCAAGCUGGUCGGGCUGCUCGCCUUCUACUGGGUGCUGCUGGUGUCCGGCAUCGCCGCCAGCCGGACGGUGCUGGAGCGGGAGGACGUCGGCUACCUGCCCUUCUGGCUGCUGGUCGGGGGCGCCCUGCUCACCACCCUGCUCGCGCUCCGGCUCGCCCCCAAGACGGCGUUCGUCGGCGCGUCCGUCCUGUACGUGGUGGCGCUCGUGCUCUCGGUCGCGUUCUACUGCGCCGAUCUGGUCGAGCUCGAGUACGGCAUCUCGAUGCUGCUGUUCUUCGCCUUUCUCGGCGCCGCCCUGCCCCUGCCCGCCAUCAGCAUCCUCGAGCUGGCGCCGCUGAACUGCAACGAGGCGGCGCUGGCCCUCGGCACGGCGCUGGAGCUGCUGGCGGUCGCGCUGCUCCAGUACUACGGCGUCACCAUGGGCGACGCGCUGUUCGGGGUGGAGCAGCCGGCCGGCGGCGGCGACCCGGUGCCCGCCAGCGACCACAAGGGCGUCAUUGCCGCCCACUACAUUACCGCGAUCGUGCUGGGGGUGGUCGCGGCCGUCGCCACCCUCUGGCACGUGCCGAACACGGGCCGCAAGUCGCUGGCGGAGAUCGAGUCCGACCUGGCCCGGAUGCGGUCGUACUUUGCGUUCAGCCGGCGCCAUCUCGCCUCGCCAGCGCCCGCAGCGCCGGCCGCCACUGCCACCGCCCUCGACGAGACGAUGGUGCCGCCGCCGCCCCGGGACGCCCUCGCCGUCGGCGCACCGCACCACGCCACCAACGGACGGCUCGCGGACGACGCACUGGAGGAGCUGCCGGUGCCGCCCGAGCAGCAGCUGAGCGCGCGCAACGCGGCCCGCUUCGCCGCCCUCUACCCCGACUCGCCCGAUCCGCGCAACGGCUCGUACGGCAGCCCCGCCAGCCACAGCCCCAACGGGCGCAGCCGCAGCCCCUACAACGACUUCGAUCGGCACUACAGCCCCCACCAGCACCAGGACGCGGUCCAGCUGCAGGACGCGCUGCGCCGCCAGCACGAGGCCAACUAUCUGAACGCCCGGCUGCUGCUGCAGCAGCAGCGGGCCGCCAGCGGCUCCCCGACCGGCUCCGGGCGGGCCCUCACGCCCGAAACCAUCCAGCCGCUGCCGCUGCUGCCGGUCCCGCUGGCCGGGCGGGCAGGGCCUGGCCAGCGGCCCGAGCCGCCCCUCGGCUCGCUCACGGUCAAGUCCGAGCCGGGCACGAUGCUGCGGCCCGCCCUGCACACGCAGAAAAGCGACGCGCCGGCCCCGCCGCCCAUGCCGCCCGCCGACUACCUCACCAAAUCGCUGCCGCGCGUCAAGGCGGUCCGGCAGUCGCGCAUACCGCCGAUCGUGCCGAAGCCGGAACCGCCGGCCGAGGUCGUCGUGCCGGGCGUCGAGUACUCGCACAACCUCGUGCCGAGCCAGUUCCUGCGCCAGUCGCUCCAAAACUCGCAGCUCUUCCGCUAACACACCCACACACCCACCCACACAUCCUCUCCCUGUUUUAGGUUCGUAAGUCCUUCGGUGAGCUUCGGUUGCAAUAAAUCUAAAUCGAACUAUG